This is a messenger RNA of Populus trichocarpa (black cottonwood), 1972 nucleotides long. RefSeq lists its product as uncharacterized. The transcript is spliced from 5 exons. Bases 562 to 1749 code for a protein of 395 amino acids. The record is from RefSeq and is a predicted model, not a curated record. NCBI's taxonomy places the organism in Eukaryota, Viridiplantae, Streptophyta, Magnoliopsida, Malpighiales, Salicaceae.
GAAGGGGUCAUUACCAGAGAGAUUUGCGUUGGUCUGUACAUUGACUCCAUCUGUACAACUGACAGACAAUGAAGUCAUGCACAUAUAUUGAACUGAACUCGGUUUCGAAGUUAAGGCACUGCUCCAACCCACCAGUCCCUCUCUUUCUCUCUCAUGCAUUGAAAAAAAGACUCUCUCUGCCACCGCCAGUCACCAUACGCAAAAUACACCACCACCUGCUCAACUCUCUCUCUCUCUCUCUCCCCUUCCUUGAAAUAUGCAAGAUUAAUUAACCCCGUUAAAACUCUGAAGAUGGUAACACGCAAAGAAUUAGCUAGACAAGCACUACCAAGAACCCUAGAAACCUUUCUUCUAUUAGCAUCAUCACGCUUUCUUUCUCUCCCCCUUUAGGAAACACAAGUUACUUCAAAAAAGCAACUAGUUUCUCCAUUUUACACAAAACCCACAGACUUUUCCUUUGCAUUUAAUUCUUGUUCUUUUUCUCUACACAUGAACUCGUCAAGGUUGUUCAUGGUUCAAUGACUCAUGUUUUUUAAUUUAAAAAUCUUGUCGGAGGGGUGAAUGGGGUGCAUGUUCUCUCAACUAGCUGCACAGUUCGCUUUCUUUCCUCCAUCUCCACCUACAUACCAGAUUAAGAAGGGAGACAAUGGCAAGCUCUCUGUUGUCUCAACUUCUUCUCCUUCUAUGCCGCUUCCUCUUGCUGAUGAUAAUUCACUAGAUGUGCUCAUGAUUGAUACAAAGAGAGGCAACAAGAUUGUUGCCUUUUAUCUCAAAAACCCUUAUGCUAGACUCACCGUGCUUUACUCUCAUGGCAAUGCUGCUGACCUUGGCCAGCUUUAUGAUCUCUUUGUCCAGCUCAAGGUCAAUCUCAGAGUUAAUCUCAUGGGAUAUGACUAUUCUGGUUAUGGUGCCUCUUCUGGUAAGCCAAGUGAGUCCAACACAUAUGCUGAUAUAGAGGCAGUUUACGAGUGUCUCCAGACACAAUAUGGAGUUAGUCAGGAAGAGUUAAUUUUGUAUGGGCAGUCAGUUGGUAGUGGGCCAACAUUGCACUUGGCAGCGAAGUUGCCAAGGCUGAGAGGGGUGGUUUUGCAUAGUGCCAUUCUUUCUGGUCUUCGUGUGCUCUGCCAUGUGAAGUUCACAUUUUGCUUUGACAUAUACAAGAACAUAAACAAAAUUCGGAAGGUGAAGUGCCCUGUUCUAGUGAUACAUGGCACAGAGGAUGAUGUUGUGAACUGGUUACAUGGUGAUGGGCUGUGGAAAAUGGCGAAAGAACCAUAUGAGCCUUUAUGGAUUAAAGGAGGCGGGCACUGUAACUUGGAAUUAUACCCUGAUUACAUCCGCCAUCUCUGCAGGUUUAUUCAUGAAAUGGAGAAUUUAACCACAGAAAUCCGUCUCAAAAAGAUCCGGCAGAAUCUGUGUCUAAAACCGAGGUCUAAGACUGAUUCCAACAAGUGCUGUAGGUUCAAACUGUGGCGACCUAAAUGCCCAGAAUGUUUAAGACCCAGGUGCAUAAAAUGCUCGUGGGGUCCCAGGUGCGCAGAAUGCUGGAGACCCAGAUGCUCAAGUUGUGUUAAAUGUUGCUGGCGAGCACCCAGAUGCCCAAAAUGUCCGAGACCCAGUUGCCCAAAAUGUCCGAAACCCAGUUGCCCAAAAUGUCCGAGACCCAGUUGCUGCUGUAGAAUUAGAUGUCUGCCCUGGCGAUGUUGCUUUGGAAAACAGAGUGGGAUGAAUAGGAAGCAGGAUGGGUGAUAAUAAUAAUAAUAAUCAGCAUUGGUUGUAUAGAUUGCUGAAUUCACUCACUAACACUCUUCUAAUCUUGUGCGUUAGUGUACAAAACAAGAGGAAGUAGUUUGAUUUUAAUUUUAUUAAAAAUCAUGGUGUUGGGAUGUUCUUGGAAAUGGAGAUUUUGUAUCUCAGCUCAUUUGGAUUUAUUUCUGGAGAUCCUUUUUAUCUACACAAUUUACAAGCUUCA